AGUUUCAAAAACACUAUGACAAGUGAAACAAAACAGACACAAAGGGUCCUAUAUUUUAUUAUUUCUUUUAUACGGGAUCUCCAGAGUAGGCAAAUCCAUAGAGCAAAAGCAGAUUAGUGGUUGCCUGGGUAUGGGGGAAGUGGUGGUGAGGAAUGACCGCUUAAAGCGUACAGGGUGUUCUUCCAGAGUUAUUAAAAAAAAAAAAAAGGUUUGGAAACUAGAGAGAAGUGAUCAUUUGCACCAUACUGUGAAUGCACUAAGUGCCACUGAAUUGUUCAUACUUUAAAACGGCUAAUUGUACGUUAUGUGACUCUCUCCCUAAAAACACAAAAGUGAACAUAAUUGAGUAUGUUCUGUUUCCCAGCAUCCCCUCCCCUGAAGAAAGAGAGCACGCUAAACACAGAGCCAAGAACACUGCCCAAGUUAACGCUCUCGGACACAAUAGCAAUUUGCGGCAACAGAAUGAAGUUAAACCAAGAAUUGGUGGGAAGACGUCAGCCUCUGGCGUGGUGGGUGGGCGCAAGGGUGCAAGCGGCGCUGUGCUCAAUGACAUUAGAGACCUCGGACUUAAAGAUCCGCCUGAGAGCGCCCAGAAACCAUCCCCCGAGCUGGAUUUGCGCAGGGCAACUGUGACUCCGGGUAGCACAGGCCGCAAAGCUGGGAUGGCCCGGGGCUCCCCGCACACCGGCUCCCCCCGACCACGAAGCAAGUCUUCGCAGGAGACUUGGGUAUUAGGUUUGUUUCAAAGCCCCAGGAACUUCUGGUGGGCAAAGGAGUGGAGGCUGGCAUUCCAGGCCCCUGGAAAGAGGCGCGAAGGUGUGACGGGGUAGGGGCCGGGGCGGCGGGGUGAACUCGGCCUCGCUCCGGGCCCUGCUCCUCGCCGGCGGCCGGUUCCGAACCGCCGGGUUUGUGCGCUGCGCGACAGCGCCGCCUGCACGCCGCUGGCAGCUCGGUGGUUCGGCUGCCUCAUGCUCCAGCCAGAACGAAGAGGUCCUGACAAAACGGUGGUUAACUGACCGAAUGAAUGAAUGUCCUUCACGUCGGGAGAGCUGUAGGAUUUUAUGGGCGCCCCCGAGACACCGAAGGGAAAAAUAGAGCAAAUAACGAAAGUAAACCCUCGGCUUUUCAAACUGGGCUUGCGCCUUCAGCUGCGGAGCACGCUGCUUCCCCGUCGCGCAGGGAGAAUGCUGCCCAGCAGCCAGAGAUUGCGGACGGUAUCUCAAAGCGUCCCCAAUCCUAUGAAAGACACGGGGGGUGAGGAGGGGCCGAGUCGUUUGCCUUGUAAAAAGCAGGGAAAUGGAAGGGAGGUGUAUUGCCCAUUUCCUUCGUUCAGAGUUGGGAAGCAGGUCCUUUGCUCGCACUUCUGUUUCCGGCUUCCUUUGUUCUGUGCGACGUGGAGGGGCUCGGCAGGGCGGGCUCCUCUAUAAAGUGUUGGGGGGGGGGGCAGCCUUCCCCAAAGUCUCUUAGAUCUUGUCAUAGUGCGGCCUUGGUAAGUAUUAGAGAGGAACUGGCAAGCGCUGAGAUCAGCGGAGCCUUCGAUAGCUCAGUUGGUAGAGCGGAGGACUGUAGUGGCAUGAGUUGCGGUAAUCCUUAGGUCGCUGGUUCGAUUCCGGCUCGAAGGACUUCGUACAACCUUUUUAGCCUCCGCUUAAUUCAAUUAUCCCGUAGGGAGAAAGUUUCACUCAGAGGCCCGCUGUGCAUUUGCAGGAGCACUGCAGCUGUUCGGUAAAACGCAUGUGCGGUUCGUAGUCAGGAUCCAAUCCGGCACUCUUGUGGGUUAGAUGCGAAGAUAUGUGUUACUAUGGCUUGUGUGUGAUUAUGAUAUGCCUGCUUUAAAAAAAUCCUGCCUGUGAUCCCACUGUAUUCUGCUAUAUAAACGUCUUUUACUAUGGUCGAUCCUCGGGUCAGCGACCAGCCCAGAACAGCCUGUAAGGCAAAGGGAAGAAGCUCAGGAGCAGGCGGGGGAUUAGCUCAAAUGGUAGAGCGCUCGCUUAGCAUGCGAGAGGUAGCGGGAUCGAUGCCCGCAUCCUCCACUCAGGGUUUUUUGUCUUUUUGCCCCGUGCACCGGAGGAUUCCUUAAUAGCGGCAGAUGCGCUGACCGAGGAAGGUUUUGUGAUACACAGAGGAGCAUGGUGAGCAAUGACUUGCUUCGCACAUUGACCUUUUAUUUCGCAGCUCUCAGGGCCAGAGUGGGCAGGAGGAUGCUUUCCCAGCCUCACCAUGGAGCUGCGCUGUGGGGGCCUGCUGUUCAGUUCUCGCUUUGAUUCAGGGAACCUAGCCCACGUGGAGAAGGUGGACUCUGUGUCCGGCGAUGGGGAAGGAGGAGCAGCUGGGGCGUCGGCCCCAUUCAGCAGCAUUGCCUCUUCCCCUGACUACGAGUUCAACGUGUGGACCCGACCAGACUGUGCCGAAACAGAAUUUGAGAAUGGAAACAGGUCGUGGUUCUACUUCAGUGUCCGGGGAGGAACGCCAGGGAAACUCAUCAAGAUCAACAUUAUGAACAUGAAUAAGCAAAGCAAACUGUAUUCCCAGGGCAUGGCCCCCUUUGUGCGCACACUGCCCACCCGGCCGCGCUGGGAACGCAUUCGAGAUCGGCCCACGUUUGAGAUGACAGAGACGCAGUUUGUGUUAUCCUUUGUUCACCGUUUCGUGGAGGGCCGUGGGGCCACCACCUUCUUCGCCUUCUGCUACCCGUUCUCCUACAGUGACUGCCAGGAUUUGCUAAACCAGCUAGACCAGCGCUUUCUGGAGAACCACCCUACCCAUAGCAGUCCCCUGGAUACUAUCUAUUACCACCGGGAGAUCCUUUGCUAUUCUCUGGAUGGACUUCGUGUAGAUCUGCUAACCAUCACUUCCUGCCAUGGGCUUCGAGAAGAUCGGGAGCCCCGUCUAGAGCAGCUAUUUCCUGAUACCGGCACCCCCCGACCAUUCUGUUUCACAGGCAAGAGGAUAUUCUUCUUAAGCAGUAGGGUACACCCUGGGGAGACUCCAUCUAGCUUUGUCUUCAAUGGCUUUCUGGACUUCAUCCUUCGACCUGAUGACCCCCGGGCCCAAACCCUGCGUCGCCUCUUUGUCUUUAAGCUGAUUCCCAUGUUGAACCCCGACGGUGUGGUCCGGGGCCACUACCGCACAGACUCACGUGGAGUGAAUCUGAACCGUCAGUACCUGAAGCCUGACGCAGCCCUGCACCCAGCCAUCUAUGGGGCCAAAGCUGUGCUUCUCUACCACCACGUGCACUCCCGUCUGCACCCCCAGAGUCCCUCUGAGCACCAGCACAGUCCCUGUCUCCCUCCGGACGCGCCCCUUUCCGACCUCGAGAAAGCCAACCACCUCCGAAAUGAGGCUCACCUUGGGCACACAUCUGACGGGGACAGCCCUGAAGACUGGACACAGACCAGACCAGCGGAGCAGAAGGCCAGUGGCGUGUGGCUUAUGCCACAGCAGUGUGUGGACGCUGAGCAGCCAGCCCCCGACACCAUCCCCCCGAAAGAGAGCGGUGUCGCUUACUAUGUGGACCUGCACGGACACGCUUCCAAAAGGGGCUGCUUCAUGUAUGGCAACAGCUUUAGUGACGAGAGCACCCAGGUGGAAAAUAUGCUGUAUCCAAAGCUCAUCUCCUUGAACUCAGCACACUUCGACUUCCAGGGCUGCAAUUUCUCAGAGAAGAACAUGUACGCCCGAGACCGCAGAGACGGCCAGUCAAAGGAGGGCAGCGGCCGGGUUGCGAUCUACAAAGCCUCAGGGAUCAUCCACAGCUACACACUUGAAUGCAACUACAACACUGGGCGCUCCGUGAACAGCAUCCCUGCCGCCUGCCAUGACAACGGGCGUGCCAGCCCCCCUCCCCCUCCGGCCUUCCCCUCCAGAUACACUGUGGAGCUCUUCGAGCAGGUGGGACGAGCUAUGGCCAUCGCCGCUCUGGACAUGGCAGAGUGCAACCCGUGGCCCCGGAUCGUGCUGUCGGAGCACAGCAGCCUCACGAACCUGCGUGCCUGGAUGCUAAAACACGUGCGCAGCAGCCGAGGCCUGAGCAGCACCGUGAGCGGGGCCGUCAACAAGAAGAGAGGCUCUCGGACGCCACCCAGAAGCAACAGCGGCUUGCCUGUUUCCUGCUCUGAAAAUCCCCUGAGCCGGGCACGCAGUUUUAGCACCGGCACAAGUGCCGGGGGCAGCAGCAGCAGCCAACAAAACUCUCCACAGAUGAAGAACUCCCCCAGCUUUCCUUUUCAUGGCAGUCGGCCUACAGGGCUGCCAGGCCUGGGCUCUAGCACUCAAAAGGUCAGCCACCGGGUGCUGGGCCCUGUCAGAGAGCCCCGAAGCCAGGACAGGAGACGGCGGCAGCAGCCACUGACCCAUCGCCCUACUUCAAGCAGCCUGGCCCCGUCCCCAAAUCCUACUAGUUCUAGCCCGGCCUCCUCACACAGCACGGGCCCCUGUCUGCUGCCCAGCGCAUUCAGCGUAUCAGGGAGCAGCUGCUCACUCCUGUCCUCAGGGGACAAGCCAGAGGCUGUCAUGGUGAUUGGGAAAGGGCUGCUAGGACCUCGGAUCCCCUGUAUCAGGACACGAUUGCAGGCUAGGCCCAGGUUGGGCCAGGGCUCACCGCCGACUUGCAGAGGGAUGAGCGGCUCUUCCGGCCCCACAUCCCCUAUACCCCGGACCAGGGAAAGCAGUGAGCCGGAGCCGGGACCCCACUCUGCACCAGGGCUGCCUCAGGCCGGGCCCCCACGGCCCCGCUCUGCCCCUGCCUUUUCUCCUAUUUCCUGUAGUCUAUCUGACUCCCAGUCCCGGAUUUGUUACAGCGGGGGGCCCUUGGGCCAACCUGAGGUUUGUUUUGGCCCUAAAUCUCCCCCACUCACUGUCUCUCCCCGGGUCUGA
Messenger RNA from Ailuropoda melanoleuca (giant panda), 4875 nucleotides. It is a transcript of the gene AGBL5, whose product is annotated as AGBL carboxypeptidase 5. The transcript is spliced from 15 exons. The record is from RefSeq and is a predicted model, not a curated record. Gene Ontology annotation, biological process: proteolysis; protein deglutamylation. Gene Ontology annotation, molecular function: zinc ion binding; metallocarboxypeptidase activity. Bases 2221 to 4875 code for a protein of 884 amino acids. NCBI's taxonomy places the organism in Eukaryota, Metazoa, Chordata, Mammalia, Carnivora, Ursidae.